Molecule: messenger RNA, 1414 nt
Organism: Camellia sinensis
Lineage: Eukaryota; Viridiplantae; Streptophyta; Magnoliopsida; Ericales; Theaceae
Source: RefSeq, a predicted model, not a curated record
UUUUUUUUUUUUUUCAAAACCAUAAUUAAUGAGCAGUGGUGGUUCUGGGUCCAAUCAUUCAGGCGGUGAAAACUCAUUGCCACCACUUUCCCCUGCCAUGUCUUUAGGUUUUGCAAAGAGCACAUUCUCGUAUGAUGAAUUGGCAAUGGCAACGGAUGGAUUUUCAGAAGCCAACUUCCUUGGACAAGGUGGUUUUGGGUAUGUGCACAAGGGAGUCCUUCCAAAUGGAAAAGAAGUCGCCGUUAAGCAGCUGAAAGCUGGAAGUGGUCAGGGGGAGCGUGAAUUUCAAGCUGAGGUUGAGAUCAUUAGCAGAGUGCAUCACAAACAUCUUGUUUCAUUAGUUGGGUACUGUAUCACCGGGUCCCAAAGAAUGCUAGUUUACGAGUUUGUUCCGAACAACACCAUGGAGUUUCACUUACAUGGAAAGGGAAGACCUACCAUGGAUUGGUCCACAAGAUUGAGAAUUGCUCUAGGGUCUGCUAAAGGACUGGCUUAUCUGCACGAGGACUGCCAUCCUAAGAUUAUACAUCGUGACAUUAAGGCAGCUAACAUACUUCUGGAUUUUAACUUUGAGGCAAUGGUUGCGGAUUUUGGACUUGCAAAGCUUUCUUCUGAUGUCAACACUCACAUAUCCACCAGGGUGAUGGGAACUUUUGGAUACCUGGCUCCGGAAUAUGCUUCUUCUGGGAAACUUACAGACAAGUCUGAUGUUUUCUCAUUCGGAGUCGUGCUUCUAGAGUUAAUUACUGGACGUCGACCUGUUAACUCAUCUCAAUCUUACGUAGAUGAUAGCUUGGUAGACUGGGCACGGCCCUUGCUCACACGAGCUUUGGAAGAUGGAAACUUUGAUACGCUUGUUGAUCCACGGUUGCAAAGGGAUUACAGACCCAACGAGAUGGCUCGUAUGGUUGGUUGUGCUGCUGCUUGUGUGCGUCAUUCAGCACGGUGUCGACCACGAAUGAGCCAAGUAGUGCGGGCCUUCGAAGGAGACAUAUCUUUGUCUGAUCUUAACGAAGGAAUCAAACCCGGACACAACACAAUCUACAGUUCUCAUGGCAGCUCAGACUAUGACACUAACCAAUACAAUGAGGACAUGAAAAAAUUUAGGAAGAUGGCUCUGGGAACCAAAGAGUAUGGAAGCAACGAGCACAGUGCACUAACUAGCGAAUAUGGAUUGUAUCCAUCUGGUUCGAGCAGCGGAGGCCAACAAACCACUCCAGAAAUGGAGAUGGGAAAGAUGUGUGGGAGAUAAUUUCAAUAAUAAUUAAUUAAAGCAAAUAAAAAAAUAAAGUAAACAACAAAAUUAAACCUUAUAGUACUUCUAUAGAUAGUUUAUGAACAAAUUUGUGAUUGAGGCCAAUGUAUGAACAUUGUGUCUUUAAGACAUAAUUUCAGCUUCUUCAAUGGUGCUUGA